AUGUGUGAUAAUUCUCGCGUGCCUUCAUAUACAAAUGUGUCAUCUCGUCCAUGCCGUAUACAAUACAGUCGUUGGUCACUAGACGCACCAACAACGGAAACAUCUAUUGGUCAACCAUUAUCACAGCCAACGGCAAUACUUUCUCCUUCUGUCUACUUUCCUCAAACACAGCAAGAUAAUCAAGUACUUAUACCAAACUAUGUCAAUUAUUAUCCAUCACCAUCAUCAUUAUCAUCUCAUUCAUCCAAUCAUCAACGUACAAAAUCAACAAUUUUACAUGAUUCUACAUCAAGAAAUCAAUCAAGAUUUCAUGUUAAUGAUUUUCGACAACGUUAUGAUUCCAAAGCAGUAGUUGGUAUAGUUAAACCAAUGGUUCAUCAACGUUCAUGUACUCAAUUAAAUAAUAAUACUAAUAACAGUGAAACUAAAAUUCCCGAGAUUAUGAGACAUCCUUAUCAUUGUAAUUCAACACGUUCAUUAUAUCCGCAAAUGACACCAACAUCGUCGUCUCCAUCAACGGCAGUUUCAUCUAUUAUUUAUCGAUCUCGUCUUACACCAUCAUCGAAUAAUAUAAAUAGUCAUCCACCUAUAGCACCACGACGACAUUCAUCAAUCAGUAAUAGCAAAUGUUUGUCAUCAUAUCGUUCAUCACGAACAACAUCAACAUCAUCAUCUGUUGCUAUUGCUAAUGAACUUUCAUCAACAAUAUCAUCAUAUGAACAUGAAAAACAACAAAAUAAUAAUAAAAUUAUCAUUGAUAUUAAACGUCUUGAAAUGUUUUAUGGAAGUGUUGGUACAUUGGUUAAAUCGGCCUGUUCAACAGCUCAUCUCUAUAUAACAACAGCACGACAACUGGCUGGUUUUGAUGAUUGGUCAUGUCAACAACGUGGUGUACCAGUAUGGAUAUAUAAUACCGGAGCUAAUUUAAAACGUGCACGACAAGUGAGAUUAUUACUUGCUCAACAUGACAGCUGUUUUGCUAUAUGGUCAGAUCUUGUUUCUGAACGAGCUGAGUUACGUUUACCAAAAGAUAAUUAUAUCACAUGCUGGUUACCAGAAUCAAAUUUACUUACUGUAUUUAAAUUUGAAUGUGAUAAUGCAUGUCGAUUAUUUUUUCAGCAUUAUUAUGAAAUAUUAGAAUAUGAUCGACGUAUUCAUUUGACAAACUCAUCAGCAUCGCCUCCUGAAAAAACUAUACAACAACAACGAACUAAUACUACAACAACUAACAGUAAAGAUAUUCCACGUCGUUAUUCACGUUUAAGAACUAUAGCAAAUAAACAAGAUAAGGAACAACAACAGCAACAACAAUUUGAAUUACGUCGUUGCCGUAGUUUAUCAAAAAUUCGAACAGUUAAAAAAUCAGCUAUAUCAGGACCAAUUAAUUUUGAACAUGUUAAUCAUCUUAGUCUUGGUUGUAAUCAAGAACAAUCAUUAUUAGGUACGGCAACGUUACGUUCUUUGCAUGCAUCAAUGUCACAUUUGCCAUGUAAUGGUACAUUAACUGAUCGAUUUUCAAAACAAAGUAAAAAACGUGCUUCUGCUUUAUUUGAAUCACGCACAACAGCAGUUUAA
Adineta steineri is the source of this 1575-nucleotide messenger RNA. Lineage: Eukaryota; Metazoa; Rotifera; Eurotatoria; Adinetida; Adinetidae. The record is from the annotation of a GenBank genome assembly.